AAAAACAGCAAACAAUAGAAUUAUAUUAUUUAUCAAUGCAAAGACGUACAAAAUUUCGCUAAACCUUUAAAUAAGCCAUAAAUAUGUCUUUUGACGUGAGCUGGGAUGUCAGUAAAUAUCGAGAAGAGCACGAAAGCGAAGAACAUUGGUUAUUGCGGAAAGCUUUUAUGGAACGGUGGAAAAAUGACUAUUCUGAAGAGAGAUUGGUCUGUUUGGCGAGAGUGUUCUUCAAUAUCGAGUUUAUGGGCUGCAGAUACCCUACGGAGAUCAUGCAGGAGGUUGCUAGGCUAUCACAAGACGUGGCCCAGCAAUACCGAAAACUGAGGAAAUCUAAACUCCAAAGAACUUUCGUAUCAGCAUCCGAUGCAGCAGAGGACAGGGCAAAGGGUGUAAAACGUUCAGGUGGAGUCAUUAUAGAUAGUCCAGCUCCAAAAUCAACAAAAAUAAACUUUGUGCCUCAAGGACAUAGUGUUACAAAUGAGAUUACAACAAAUGUCACAAACAUAUCUGAUGAUGAGACAAAUGAAAAUGAUGAUUUACCAAAUGCAUAUCCUAUACAGAAUAAAACAAAAAUAUGCAAUGAAAAACUAAAUGACAGUAACAAUGAACCAAAAUCGAAUCACAAAGACAGUCUCAACAAGACAGGGAUGAUACAAAGCUUAGAUCCUAAUGAUUAUUUCAAGGAGAUGCUAAACAUGAAAUGUUUGGAUAUAAGAAGUUUUACAGACAGGUUGUUCAAUUCAACUUUUGGAAGAAUGGUUUUGCUGAUACGGCCCUGGAGUUCUAAAUUUGGAAACAUUCAAAGCAGUUGUCAAGUGUGUCACAUACCGAUAACAAGUACAUAUGAAAAUAACUGUUUCUCGCUGAUCAUAAAUGAGUGUCUAGUAGCACAGGCCACUGGAUCAAGCAAACCCGAGGCACGGAGUGCAGUUGAGGCCAUGGCGUGGAAUAGGUUAAAAGGAGAAUUAGUGAGCGUACUCAUAAAGGAGCAGUGGAUUGCCCAAGGGGACAGGAUAUCUGUUAACGAUGUUUCGGGCAAAAAACCAGAAUUUGGUACGCCUGUGGAUAAUAGUGUGGCCACGAAAAUGAUGAAACUCAUGGGUUGGAAGGGAGGUGGAUUGGGUGUGGAUUCCCAAGGCAUUGCCGAGCCUAUCAAGCCACAUCUGCAAAUGGUAAACCGCGCUGGUCUUGGAAGCAACACGACCGACAUCCGUCAACUGCGCAGAGCAGGAUUCGAGCUGAUGCGGCGAUACAUUGCUUCCGACACCUUCGACGUAGACCUCGUAUUCAGCGCUGACUUCAACAAGGAGGAGCGCGCUGUCAUGCACCAUUGCGCGCAGAAGACUGGCUUGGCCUCCAAGAGCUAUGGCGCUGACGUGGACAGAUUUCUCGUGGUGAAGAAAAAAUUGGAUCCAUUUUCGCUGGUCCGUGCCAUUGUAGAAAAAGGCGGCAAUACAACGAAGUACCAAGUAUUUUUACCGACAUCGCUACGAGAAAAUAGAAAAUGAUUUUAUGUUAAUAUUUUUAAAAUA
Pararge aegeria (speckled wood butterfly) is the source of this 1532-nucleotide messenger RNA. RefSeq lists its product as uncharacterized. NCBI's taxonomy places the organism in Eukaryota, Metazoa, Arthropoda, Insecta, Lepidoptera, Nymphalidae. Gene Ontology annotation, molecular function: nucleic acid binding. The record is from RefSeq and is a predicted model, not a curated record. The transcript has 9 exons. The coding region runs from base 84 to 1508 and encodes 474 amino acids.